AGGUCGCAGUACGGAAAAGUUGCGCGCGCGUGUCGGACGCACCGCCUGUCGACUACAGCAAAUGUUCACAUAGCAGAAAAGGAACUAAAAUGGAACUCCAAUUUGGCUCGUUUUUCUUUUAUUUAUUUAUUAACAGCAUAUUUAUUCUAAUCCAAGCAAAGAAACACAUUCUGCUAGACAUGGAGGGGUCUGGAGAUGAACUGGGCUGGUUGACGUCACCAAAUGAAGGAGGGUGGGAAAUUGUCCAGGCAGUAGUGAAUAGCUCCCUCUUUUACACCUAUAGUGUGUGUAAUGUGGCCACUAAUACCGCACAGAACAAUUGGCUUCGUACCACCUUCAUCCAGCGUCCUUCUGAAGCCUCUCUUGUCUUUGUUGAGAUGCGUUUCAUUGUCCGUGACUGCAACACUUUUGAUGGCGCGUCCACCUCUUGCCGUGAGACCUUCAGCCUUCACCUGUAUGAAACGGACAAGGACGUGGGCACCAGUUUCCAGAAACAUCAGUUUAAUAAGAUCACCACAGUGGCCCCAGAUGAAAUUACAGCAAACAGUGCUGGUGGACGACCAUUACUGAGGGCGAACGUGGAGACACAGAGCAUCGGAUCACUAUCUAAGAAAGGCUUCUACCUGGCUUUUCAAGACGUGGGUGCCUGUGUGGCUCUGUUAAAUGUGAAGGUGUUCUACACCACUUGUCCACCCAUUCAGCUCAACCUGGCAACUUUUCCUGAGUGUGUGACUGCAAAAGCUGUAACUGAGGUUGGGGGAACAUGUGUGGAGAACGCAGUCACUGUCGGCCAGGCAAAGCCACACAUGUACUGCACUGCUGAAGGAGAGUGGGUUGUACCGGUCGGGCAGUGCUUCUGCAAAGCCGGCUAUCAGGCUGAGGGACAGACAUGCCAAGCAUGUGGUAGAGGCUACUACAAGAGCUCAGAUUCUAACCAGCUGUGUGAAGUCUGUCCAGCAAACACACAGCACUCAGGCCCUGGUGCGCUUCAUUGUCCCUGUUUGGAAGGAUUUUUCCGAGCAGACACUGACCCCAGCUCUGCUCCAUGUUCUAGUCCACCUACUCCACCAGAAGAUCUCAAGUCCACCCCUCGCCUAACAGCAGGGAGCUUACUGCUGACCUGGAGACCGCCAUCUAAUACAGGCGGCAGGAAUGACGUUGUAUACAAUGUGGAGUGUGAGCAUUGUAAUGGUGCCACGUGUGCACCGUGUGGAGGGAGGGUGCACUUCGAGCCUACACAUACAUCUCUACAAAAACCGGAGGUUAUAGUCAGUGAGCUGGAUCCUCACAUUAACUACACGUUCAAAGUGGAAGCAUUAAAUGGAGUGUCCCAUUUGAGCCCUCAAAAAUCUGUGGACAGCAUCACCACUGUUUUACACUUUACAGAGCCUGCCAAGGUAACAUUUCUCAGAGUAGUAGAUCGUACCCCUAGCAGUCUUACUUUGUCUUGGGCUGUGGAUCAACACACAGCUUCUCAUCAUUCUCCUCAGUACGAGCUUAUGUACCGCAUAAAGGAAAAUAAUGGAGUCCAGGACGUCACCACGUACAAUGUUCUGAGGUUGGACAAGAACUUGGUUCAGAUUAGAGACCUCUUAUCUGGCACUAAGUAUGUAUUCCGUGUUCAGACUUUAACAACAGAGGGCCAUCCUAGCAGCCAGAGUGCAGAAUACGAAUUUGAGACCCUGCCCAUAGCUGAGUCAUAUGCACAGGGCAGUUCCAUGAUUGUCAUGGGAGCCAUUGCUGGAGGCGGAGCUAUGUUGCUUAUCGUGGUGGUCAUUUUAUUUCUACACAAAAGGAGGCUUAAUACACGCACCCGACAGAGAACAGGGGGCAACUACUUCUCCUGUCCAGAAAACCAUCUGAAGACCUAUGUGGACCCACAUACCUAUGAGGACCCCUGCACUGCAAUCCUUAAGUUUGCCAGUGAAAUUCACCCUAGACACAUUACUAAGCAGAAAGUUAUCGGAGCAGGAGAGUUUGGUGAAGUAUUUCGUGGUGUCCUGAAGCUACCAGGCCGUAAUGAAGUGGUUGUUGCAAUAAAGACACUAAGACAUGUCUACACCGAAAAGCAGAGGCAGGACUUCCUGAGUGAGGCCAGCAUCAUGGGCCAGUUCUCGCAUAAGAACAUCAUACACUUGGAGGGGGUUGUCACCAAAUUCAAGCAUGCUAUGAUCAUCACAGAGUACAUGGAAAAUGGAGCUCUGGAUCAGUACCUGCGGGACCAUGAUGAGGAAUUGUCCUCAUACCAGUUGGUGAGCAUGCUUAGUGGCAUUGCAGCAGGGAUGAAGUAUCUGUCAGAUUUAAAAUACGUACACAGAGAUCUUGCUGCACGCAACAUCCUGGUAAAUGGCAACCUGGAGUGCAAAGUGUCAGACUUUGGCCUUUCACGUGUGUUGGAAGACUAUCCUGAAGGCACCUAUACCACUAGUGGAGGAAAGAUUCCCAUUCGUUGGACAGCACCAGAAGCCAUUGCAAACAGGAUGUUCACUUCUGCCAGUGAUGUGUGGAGCUUUGGUAUUGUCAUGUGGGAGGUGAUGGCUUUUGGAGAGAGACCCUACUGGGACAUGAGCAACCAUGAGGUUAUGAAGGCCAUACAUGAAGGUUUCAGGCUGCCGGCACCGAUGGACUGUCCAUCUGCUAUUUAUGAAUUAAUGCUGCAGUGCUGGAUGCAGGAUCGCUCAAAACGUCCAUGCUUCUUUGAUGUCCUCAAUGUGCUGGACAAUCAUCUGCGCAGCCCAGAGUCCCUUACAGCAAUUGCCAACAUAGACCUACGAGUGUGCAUUCGCCUGCCCAACACUAGUGGAAAUGAUGGCAGCCCCUUUAUGUCUGUGGAUGAAUGGUUAGAGUCUAUGAAGUUGAACCAGUAUAAAGAAGCCUUUGCACAUGCUGGAAUUACAACCAUGGGGCAGGUGUUGCACUUGAAGAUUGAUGAUUUGAAAAAGAUUGGUGUGCGGUUACCAGGUCAUCAGAAAAGAAUGGCCUACAGCAUUCUGGGUCUUCAGGAGCCCACUGAAGGUCCAGUGGAUGUCUUUUCAGUGUAAAACUAAGAUUCUACACCAGAACUGCAUUUUACUAAACUCUUAAUGAGCACGGCCAAUCUGGCCUCAGAAGAACUUGCAACAGGCUGGUUUGCAAAUAUCCAGAAUUCUGCUCACUACUGAAAUAGAGUGCCAUUGUAGAUAAAUGUACCAAUUAUCAAUUGAACAAUGACUGAAUAUAGACUGAUAUUUUUACUGCUAUUUUUUCACUCUUGUGCAUUUUGUAAUUGUAUACAUUCUUUUGAAAGAACCUUGUUGUGUGCCCUAAUUUCAAAUGCUGGUCAAAUUGAAAGUAAAGCUUUUUUUUUUUUUUUUUUUAGUUUAAUUGCACAGCAAUAGUGUGGAACUGCAGAACAUAUGUUAAGGGAAGGUGGUAAGGGAGCUAUAGGUUCUGCAAAAACAAUAACCCAUUGUAAUUCUUUUUAGUAGUAUAACUUUUAAACCAAAUGGCAUUUUCUAUACCAUUAUGAGAGACAGUAUGUUUACAUAUAUUAAUUCAGCUCUUUUUCGAUUAUUUAAUAUUUAUUGUCUGUUUGUUUAUUUAUUGACUGUUUGUAAAGCUGUUGUCUAAUGUGUAUAAAUAUUAAAUGAUAUUAUUAAAUGCU
Molecule: messenger RNA, 3643 nt
Organism: Tachysurus vachellii
Lineage: Eukaryota; Metazoa; Chordata; Actinopteri; Siluriformes; Bagridae
Gene: epha2a
Product: eph receptor A2 a
Exons: 17
Coding region: 90-3041 (983 amino acids)
Biological process (GO): protein phosphorylation; cell surface receptor protein tyrosine kinase signaling pathway; axon guidance
Cellular component (GO): plasma membrane; neuron projection
Molecular function (GO): protein binding; transmembrane-ephrin receptor activity; ATP binding
Source: RefSeq, a predicted model, not a curated record